CAUGCCCCACGGUGGUGCCCUGGCGGUUUUUAUGCCCACCUUGCGGUCACCCCCGGCGCAGAAGACAAGCAGGCAGGCUCGAAGCCAGGAAGCGAGGCGAGAACAAAGCCUGACAGAGUUUUAUUCCUCCACAGCUGAGCUACUACCGCGCGAUGGACGUACACUUGGUCUUGGCAACGUGUGUCCUGGUGUUCGCACCUCAGCUCUGCCAAGGCGCUGACUGGUCAUACACAGGCACUCAUGGGACGGAUCACUGGCCGACUGAUUUCAUGUCAUGUUCUGGAAGCCGGCAGUCGCCAAUUGACUUGGACAAUGGCGAGGCCAGCCUAGACGACCAUCUGAAACCGUUUUCUUUUGAGGGCUUCGAGCCACACACGCAUACUUGGAACAUUGUUAACAAUGGACACACAGUCCAAAUAAACUUCGUGAACGAAACUGCCAUUGUCAGCGAUGGCAGUCUUCCAGACAAGUACAUUGUACGACAACUUCAUUUCCACUGGGGAGAAGACGACGGUCAAGGGUCGGAACACACUGUCGACGGGAUGGCGUACCCCAUGGAGGUUCACAUCGUGACGUACAAGUCGAGUUACGGCAACAUCGUGAAUAGCCUGCAACACAGUGAUGGUCUCGCUGUCCUUGGGUUUUUCUUCGAGAUCGGCAGCACGCAUAAUACCCCCUUUCAAAAUAUUGUGAACGCUCUGCAGCAUGUCAAAAAUCCAGAGGACACCUACGCCAUGCCGUCCUUUAACCUCCUGUCGCUCAUUCCGGACGACAGAGAAUACUACCGCUACCUGGGUGGCCUGACGACACCCCCGUGCAGUGAGGUCGUCAUCUGGACUGUCUUCAGGACACCCAUCCAAGUUUCUGCUGAACAGGUCGCUGCGUUUCGAGAUCUUCUCUACGUCGACCACAGCAGCCACGCCAGUCUUCCAUUGACAAACAACUACCGCCCGGUCCAGGACCUCAGCGGCAGAAAAAUUACCACCACCUUUGAACCUCCAAACUCCUCCACUUCCAGUCUUGUGGGAUCAUUGGGCUCGAUAAUUAUGUCUUUAAUCACCGCGGCCUUGGCACGCCUUUGAUAGUUGAACUUUUAAACCUCAAACGUUUUAUUUUCUAAUUACCAAACUAAGGCAACUUUAAUUUAAGCGAAGCAACUUUCUUUUAUUUUUGUUUUUGAUCAGUGAGUAAGCAUGAAUAUGUGUAAUUUAUACUAGUUGUCUGAAAGAUGAAAGUUGUAGUUAAAAUAUUUGAAUUUGGGGAGCAUUCAGAUUUUGUCUGAAGACGACCAUUGCUCUCGUGUAUUACAUUUUUAAAUUGUUAAAUUCUUAGUCUUCCCUUCAACCGGUCUUUUAAAAAAGUUCUUUCUACAGGUGUGGAGUUUGUUGGACUGAAUGUCAAUGUUGACGUUACCAUGGAAACGAUUGCGAAUUGUGAGCGGAUAGUGAGAUCCUCCAGCCUUCCCUUCCCCUCCCCAUACGACCCUUCACCCCUAAAAUCUUUCACAAUGUUGAUUUUUCUUUUUUAUUAUUAUGGGUCUAUUUUUUUUAACUAGAAACGGUGCAAAAAUAUAAUUGUAAAAAUAUGCUGACAGAGCUCUUAUCUUUCUCAUGGCAAGUGUGCCGCCGAAGUAUUACUCGCUCUUUCUGCAAGAUUUUUGAAAUUGUUGAUGAUUUAAAGAGUUUACGAUUCUUUUUCAAGAGGGCCUUUAAAACUUACUGAAACAUUGAAAACUUAAUUUCUGGCAAAAAAGAAUCUAUUAUCAACAGUUUAAAUGAGACCAAAAAAACAAAUAUAUUUUUAUUACACCAAAAGAAUUUUAAACUUGGCUGCUGUGUUCUCUAGUAUCAGUACAAUACCCUGUUAAUUACAAUUAGGCAUCUACUUACUUUUGUUCUCCACAAGUCUAAAUACUAGCUAUUUUUAUGUAUCUUAUUUAUGUAAAUAUCUCCACAGUACUUUAGUCGAAGAGGAGCAUUCUACACACCUUUCGUGCAAUAUUUGGUAGCACUGAUUUCCUCUGUUGUUACGGACAUGUAAGAUGUAACCACUUUUAUUUCUGUACAGCACCAAGCACGAGAUUACAGACUAAGAUGCACGACCCAAAAUAUGCUCAAUUACAUGUUAUCCUAAUUAUUUAGUUAAUAAUUAAGGGGUUUAGUUUCGACGCCGCUGACAAAUAUGAUCAAUAAAAAAAUAAACUCAACACUUGACCUAUAA
Messenger RNA from Pomacea canaliculata, 2220 nucleotides. Its product is annotated as carbonic anhydrase 2-like. Lineage: Eukaryota; Metazoa; Mollusca; Gastropoda; Architaenioglossa; Ampullariidae. The record is from RefSeq and is a predicted model, not a curated record. The transcript is spliced from 8 exons. Bases 153 to 1082 code for a protein of 309 amino acids. Gene Ontology annotation, cellular component: plasma membrane. Gene Ontology annotation, molecular function: zinc ion binding; carbonate dehydratase activity.